UGUUAUGUAAAAUACAGGUUCUAAAUAGCUACCUAAUGGUCUCAGAGCCCUCAGAACAGCCCCAGAAGAUUUUACCAAGUAUAUUUUUAGAAGUUACAUUCUCAACGGUUGCUCUGUCAUCUUACUAAAAACUUAACAAGAUAAGUAAAUUGGAACAUGAAGUCAAUACAUAUCUAGAGUAAUGCAAUUCUGAAAUAGGGAAACUGGCCAAGAUACCAAGAUAUAUCUAAAUAUAUAUCAGAUAUAUAGCUGAUAGCUGAAGAAACUGAAGGAUUUCCACUAAAGGAGGGGAUGUGUGUGUACAUCCAUAUAUAAGUUCUGUGUAGAAGCCAAAAGACUGGACACUUCUGUGUCUCAAAAAUAAAAUAUAUAUAUCCUCAAAAAGAUGUGGAUCAAGAGCAAGAAACUUACUGCUCAAAUAACAUGGGCUAAAUCCAAGGAGCAGACUAUGUUACAGUGUAGCCAUUACAGUACUUCAGUGUAGUAUUUCUCAUCUUUCUGUCUCUGACACCCAAGACAGAGCUUCUGUUAUUCUUGCCAAGUGUCAGCCAGCUGUCUUGACCUCAGAAAUCAGUGCUGUUCUCUGACAUAAUGUACCCUUCUUUGGAAUGCCAUCAUGGCUUUGGGCACUCGGGGCUUCUGCUUUAACUCACGUGAAGAUGUGAUUGGAGCGGUAUUGUCACGCCACUGACCUUCAGAUGUUUUAACUUGAGCUUCCUGUACAGCCAGUGGUGAGAAAUGCUCAGAAUGGAUUCAGGCCUAAGUUAAACUCUUGUUUAACUCUUGGCACAGCUAAGCAAUAAAAGUGUAAUCCAGAUUACUCUCUGGAGGAACCUUGCUUUCUUCACUAGUCUCUUAGUUUAGAUAUCAAAAUUAAUGUCUAGUUUUGGGUAACAUGGUUAUCCUACAGUACGAUAAAAGGGCAAGGAAUGAACAUUUAGAAAAAAAAAAUCUUAACCAGUGAUUUAUCUUUAAAGGACUUGAAAAUAAUGGUUCUUUGACAAUAGCAAAUGGCCCAGGGCAUUCCUGUUUUGCUGUGAGCUCGUCUUUUUUUUUUUUUAAAGCUUAUAUUUUACUAUAUUACAGGCUGAGCAUUGUCCAUCCUGUAGGAAAAACAGAAGGCAGAGAGCUUGAUAUGAGCUAGACAUCUGCCCUGCAUAGAACAAAAUCAUACUUCUGAAAAAAAGAGACUGUAUUUGUGCCUUGCAAUUGGACAACAGUGCUCUUUGCAGUCCUUGAAGAGAAAAAGUCUUCUUCACUCAGAGGGAACCAGCAGAUGAACGAUGAUGAAAACUUAUGAAGUCUCAGUUGCUUCUCAGAGGGUGAACUAAUGAGCAGCUAAUUUUUUUAACAUGUUCUUAUGCCAUUAUUUUCAGCCAAAUCAGCAAGUAGAUCUAUGUGGCCAAACAGAUAGUGGAACAGCAGAAGAGCAGGCAGAAGUGCUGGUGGGACAGAAGGGCAGGGCUGCUUCUCUUGUGUUAGGCAGUCUUAGAUUGGCUAAAUUGUAAGUUACAUCUUUGGCAAUUCUUCAGCAAGGACUCAAAUAUGCAGGUGGCUGCCUGGAUUGCAGUCUUUGGGCAUAACCAGACUUGCAGAGUUAGAGAGUAUUUCCAAAUGCAGUUUAACAUCUUGUUCUCAAUUUGAUGCUGCCCUGCCUCGUGUUGUCACAACAUGCUGGAGCCAAGAAUAAGCAGAGUUAUGAAACAGGUCAGCCUUCCUUACUGAAACUUUGGUCACAGCUGAAAUGUGAAGAAACUGGAAGAUUUCCACUGAAAUGAAGAGUGUUAUCAGGUACUGGCUGAUCUGACCCUUUGUAGUCAGAAUAAACCCCAUUUUGCAAAAAGGUGUAAACAGCAAAAUUUCAUUGUUACUAAUUCAGUUUUGUGCAUCUGAAUUUUCCCUUCUUGUUUCAACAAAUUAUAGGAUCUGACUGCAGAUUCAGUCAGGUGCUUUUGUAUAAUGUUGCCAAGUACGGUCAUACUGCCACACUUCAUCAUAUAUGUGGGUGCACUGAAAAAUACACACACAUUUAUAAAGCACUGUAGGAUUUUUCUGAGUGAAUGGCAUUAUAAAGAGAAGAUAAUUAUUCCAGCAUUUAAUCCAGAUUUUCUAUAUAAAGCACAUUUUGGGAUUGGGAAAAGAACCAAAACGUGUAACAAUUUUGGGGUAAGAGAGGAGUCCUUUUUAUUUUUAAGUAUAAUAUUAGUAUAAAGUUAGAAAUGAGUCAUUCUCUAACUAAUUUCUGACUCGGUGACUGAUGCUCUUGGCAAACUAAUUAUCCAAGACAAGUGACUCAGAAAUAGAUGCUACUGGCUGUUGCUGUUACAACUAGACAUGAGGCUUGAUUUUGGGUAUAACAAAUGUACCUAUACCCUGCAAAUUAUACCACAGUGCUGCUCAAGGAUGUAUUACACAUGCAGAUUUCUUUAAUCUGAUGUUUUGAUUUCAGUUUUAGGUGGAUGGUAUAUAGCUAGGUUCUGGGUGUCUAAAGCAGACAUGGCUACCACGAGUUUAAGCAGUGUACUUCGAGGAGGAAAAUCUAAUGUGUUUGUAAGAUACUAUCACAGUGCAGGUCUGAUCUGAUGAAACCACAACUAAUGCCAAUGCCUGCCUAUAAAGGGAAGAGAACCCAGCCUAUAAACUUGGGAUUUCUGGCCUCUUAUUAGCAUGAAGGAGGAGUCUUUCCAGGGCCCUGCCAUUUGAAAUGGAAGACAGCUUGUUCUCUGUCUGAUGAAAUGCAUAAGAAGUGAAGUUCUCUGUUGUUACCUGUUUCAUUGUCAUUAAUAUCCAUGGAAUUUCAUGUCAGCAUUUAAGCUCUGGGAGUACAGACCAGUGCAAGUAAAAAAUCUCUGUGCAGCUGACUAUUGAUGGUAGAACCAGUUUCUCCUCCUCUUCAGAUGUGGCAGUGCUGAAUAAGGAAGAGUAGUGAGUCUUUCAUACUUGUUAGCCAUUCUGUCUUUCAAAGUGCUUGUUUUAAAACUGUCGUUUCCCUCCUGAUUGCAUUGUGAAGGACCACGUAAAAAUGCUGAAUUGAAAAGAAAGUGAAGACAUUCAGGCAAGCAAAACCAGUAUGUAUAGAUACAUGAGGAUAAUUGUCUGUGGGGGAGCAGUCAGGAGCAAAGGCCGUUGUUUUCUCUAACAAAUGCUCUGCCACUUGUUGCAAUAGUUUUUUUUAUAAUGAUGAACAGUAUUUCUCAAUCAGUGGGUUGUGAACUUGCAUGUUUUCCAAUUACAUUUUGUAUAUUUAGGUUUGAUAGUUAAAGAUAAGCAGCAGUACACUGAGCCAAAUACUAAGGUACAAGAUAGAUUUGAUAGAGACAAAGGAGAGUGUAUUUGAAAUUAGUUUUUUAGCUUUUUUACAUACCUAAUAGUUUGAAUCCAUUACCAGUUUGUUUGUGCUUUUUAAAGCUCUUUGCAGAAUAGAAACUAUGGCGUGGGAAAAAAAAAGAUUAUUCACCUCCAACACCUACUUUAUCUUCACAGGCUGAUACUCCUAAGAAAUAAUCAAGGACUAGAUUAUAAAUGUUACUAAUUUGGGGAGUUUUAUUUGAAAUGUCUAAAUUAAGGCACUUAAGUUUUUUGUUUCCUAUAAAAGAAGAGCACCAACAGCUCUGCCAGGGAUCAGUUAAAGUUGUGGAGAGUAAGUGUAAAUUAAGGUAAUUGUGUAGUUGACCAUAGAGAUAUUGGCAGAAAAGGCUUUAGAGGGAAAAGGUUAUCACUGCUUUGUGACUGCUGCAUGCUUUUUUUCAGUUGGGAUGAAAGACGGCAACCACAAUCUCUAACCUCAUCUCAGAACUGCCAGAGGAUAACUGUAGAAACCACUUGGACUGCUGCAAAGUCUGGCCACAGGGAUGGGCAGGAUGCGUUCCCAUGGUUUGGAAUGGAUAUCGGUGGAACAUUGGUUAAACUGGUCUACUUUGAACCUAAGGACAUUACUGCAGAGGAGGAACAGGAGGAGGUGGAAAACCUGAAAAGCAUUAGGAAAUACUUGACCUCUAAUACAGCCUAUGGUAAAACUGGCAUUCGCGAUGUCCAUCUUGAACUGAAAAAUUUGACUAUGUGUGGACGCAAAGGAAACCUGCACUUCAUCCGCUUUCCCAGCUGUGCCAUGCACAGGUUCAUACAGAUGGGUAGCGAAAAGAACUUCUCCAGUUUGCACACUACGCUCUGUGCCACAGGAGGUGGAGCUUACAAGUUUGAGGAGGACUUUAGAACGAUUGCUGACCUACAGCUCCACAAACUGGAUGAAUUGGACUGUUUGAUCCAGGGCCUCCUUUUUGUUGAUUCUGUUGGUUUCAAUGGCCAACCAGAGUGCUAUUACUUUGAAAAUCCCACAGAUCCUGAACAGUGCCAGAAAAAGCCUUACUGCCUUGAUAAUCCAUAUCCUAUGCUGCUGGUUAACAUAGGCUCAGGGGUCAGCAUCCUAGCUGUGUAUUCCAAGGACAAUUAUAAGAGAGUUACAGGAUCCAGUCUUGGAGGAGGAACGUUCCUGGGCCUGUGCUGUCUGCUCACUGGCUGCGAGACGUUUGAAGAAGCGCUAGAAAUGGCCGCAAAAGGAGACAGCACCAAUGUGGAUAAGCUGGUGAAAGAUAUUUAUGGAGGAGACUACGAGCGGUUUGGCCUUCAGGGGUCUGCUGUAGCAUCAAGCUUUGGUCAUAUGAUGAGUAAAGAAAAGAGAGAUUCCAUCAGUAAAGAGGACUUGGCCAGAGCUACUUUGGUCACCAUCACCAACAACAUAGGUUCUAUUGCUCGCAUGUGUGCACUGAAUGAGAACAUUGACAAAGUGGUAUUUGUUGGCAACUUUCUCAGAAUUAAUAUGAUUUCUAUGAAGGUGCUAGCAUAUGCUAUGGAUUAUUGGUCCAAAGGACAGCUGAAAGCUCUGUUUUUGGAACACGAGGGUUAUUUUGGAGCUGUUGGUGCUCUUCUAGAAUUGCUUAAAAUGACAGAUGAUCAGUGAUGAAGCUGUCUGAAGAGAUUCCUACUGCAGAUGCUGCUGGAUAAGAGUGAAAGCCACUACAAGGAUGGAAACAAAGCCAUUAUGGUAGUUCUACCUGCUGGAUUUGUAAAUAAUUUAAAAUCCUUUUAGCUAAUCUUUAACUUCUGGGUUUUGACCUUAUACUUCAGAAUUCAUACUGGGAAUUAUGAGGAUUUUUUUUCUGUACACUGUAUUUUUUAGAGGAAAAAAAUGUGCAAAGUGGCCAAACAUACAGAUCUUAUGGAUUUAUUUUAAAAAACGGAUACUGUUUAAUGUAGGACCUGUGAUAUGAGGCAUCUGCUUUUCUUCUGGGGUUUACUGAUUAGUGUGGUAAUUUUAACUUCAUUUAGUAAUCACUCUAGGAGAUUUUUUAAUCUUAUUUUCAUGACGUUUCAUGAUUUCUUCUUGGUUUCAAAUGAAACUACAAAGAUGAUGCAUUUUACUGUGAAAACUAGUCAUUUUUUUUGCCUUUCCUUUCCUCAUUAGACAAGACACUUUUUUUUUAACACCCCCCUGCUCCCCCAAAAAAUAAAUUUACAAGCCUUCUGUGGCUAAAUGUGUUUCUUGGCAGGACUAUGAGAAGGCUUGGCAAGGGUAGGGGGUUUAAGAUCGUAAUUUUUUGGUAGUCAUGAAUUGCAACAGGAACAGACUGCCAACUGGUUUUGCAGGACUAAUUUUUCUCUAUAAUAAAAAUCUUAAACAAGAUGUGAAUUAAAAUUUUAAUUGUUGAAUUGACAAUUAAAUUGAAUUGUUUCUGUUUAAAAGCUCUGAUCUGAAGAGUUCUGUAGUAGAGAUAUUAUUUAUAUGGUACAUACUUGACAUUAGAUGGUAAAGGGAGAUUGUUUUCAUUUAUUUUUCUGUAGUCUGCAAGUUUUAACUUGUUCUUAAUUGAAAACAACUAAUAACUGCAUUAUUCAAAGCCCAGUUACUAAAAUUAGAAAAGUACAGACUAAUGUACUUUCUGCUUUUAAGUUAAUGUGAACUUUCCCUCCAAGGCACUAAAAUUUGAAUGUUCACUCCAAUGCAGUAUUUUCUACCUUUUUGAUUUGCGGACCUCUCUAGAUUUUUUUUUUCAAGUUGAAUUGAGACCCCUUUGAAAUCUAUGUACUUAGGUUGCUGCAGAGCAUAUAUAAACUUGCUUUUUCUUAGACACCUUGAGGACUCACAAAUGAGAGGCUGAAGACAAGUUCAUAAAUGAUUUUGUCUUGCAAGACUGUAUAUGAUGUCACAUAAUGUAAAGGAUCAUCAGAGGGACAGUAUAAAAUUCAGACACAUGUAUUAUCCAGUAUAUUUUUGGAAGGGGGUUUAUUUCACUUUUCUAAGUCAUUCUUUUCCAUAUCUCCCAAAUGCUGAAAAAAGGUGAUAUUAACUGAAGUGUUAACUUGUCUAAUGGAAAUAAAGACCACUACUGUUUUGACAGUUUUAAUGUA
Pipra filicauda (Wire-tailed manakin) is the source of this 6405-nucleotide messenger RNA. RefSeq names its product pantothenate kinase 1 (gene PANK1). The transcript is spliced from 10 exons. Lineage: Eukaryota; Metazoa; Chordata; Aves; Passeriformes; Pipridae. The record is from RefSeq and is a predicted model, not a curated record. Gene Ontology annotation, biological process: coenzyme A biosynthetic process. Gene Ontology annotation, cellular component: cytosol; nucleus. Bases 3737 to 4957 code for a protein of 406 amino acids. Gene Ontology annotation, molecular function: ATP binding; pantothenate kinase activity.